Molecule: messenger RNA, 1553 nt
Organism: Rattus norvegicus (Norway rat)
Lineage: Eukaryota; Metazoa; Chordata; Mammalia; Rodentia; Muridae
Gene: Phax
Product: phosphorylated adaptor for RNA export
Exons: 5
Coding region: 29-1186 (385 amino acids)
Biological process (GO): snRNA export from nucleus; RNA stabilization
Cellular component (GO): ribonucleoprotein complex; nucleus; cytoplasm
Molecular function (GO): mRNA cap binding complex binding
Source: RefSeq, marked validated
CUCUCCUGACCCUGCGCGCCGCGGGAAGAUGGCGCUUGAAGCUGGCGAUAUGGAAGAGGGACAGCUUUCCGACUCGGAUUCCGACAUGACGGUCGUCCCCAGCGAUAGGCCUCUGCAAAUGGCGAAAGUACUAGGUGGGGGCGGUGCUGCAUGCGCACCAGUGUCAAACUAUCGGACUGUUAAACAUGUGGACUCCAGUGAGGAGAGUCUGGAUUCCGAUGACGAUUGCUCUCUUUGGAAACGUAAGCGGCAGAAAUGUCACAGUCCUCCUCCCAAGCCAGAGCCUUUCCCAUUUGGACAGAGCGGUCAGAAACCAGCUCUCAACGGUGGGAAGAAGGUGAACAACAUCUGGGGUGCUGUGCUACAGGAACAGAACCAAGAUGCUGUGGCCACUGAGCUCGGCAUCUUGGGAAUGGAAGGCACCAUCGACAGAAGCAGGCAGUCUGAGACCUAUAAUUAUUUGCUUGCUAAGAAACUUGCUAAGAAGGAAUCUCAAGAGUAUACAAAAGAAUUAGACAAAGAUCUGGAUGAGUAUAUGCAUGGCGACAAAAAACCUGGGUCAAAGGAAGAGGAGAAUGGGCAAGGUCAUCUCAAACGGAAACGGCCUGUCCGAGACAGACUGGGUAACAGAGUAGAAAUGAACUACAAAGGCCGCUACGACAUCACAGAGGAGGAUUCUCCCGAGAAAGUGGCUGAUGAGAUUGCCUUCAGGUUACAGGAACCGAAGAAGGACCUGAUAGCCCGAGUAGUGACGAUACUUGGGAACAAAAAGGCCAUUGAACUUCUGAUGGAGACGGCUGAGGUUGAGCAAAAUGGUGGCCUUUUCAUAAUGAAUGGAAGCCGAAGGAGAACGCCGGGUGGGGUUUUCCUCAAUCUCCUGAAGAACACGCCCAGCAUCAGCGAAGAGCAGAUCAAGGAUAUUUUCUACAUUGAAAAUCAAAAAGAAUAUGAAAAUAAAAAAGCUGCUAGAAAAAGAAGAACACAACUAUUGGGGAAGAAAAUGAAAGAAGCUAUUAAAAGUCUAAAUUUCCAGGAAGAUGAUGACACAUCUCGAGAAACGUUUGCAAGUGACACUAAUGAGGCCCUGGCCUCUCUUGACGAAGCCCAGGAAGGACCCGGUGAAACCAAGCUGGAUGCUGAGGACGCCAUCGAGGUGGACCACCCUCAGGAUUUGGACAUCUUUUAAGCACACUUUGGACAUUUUGAAGAAUAAACCUUUGUUUUUUAAAAAAGGUGUUACCAUUUCUACUGAGGUUGCUUUACUGUGCACCGACACUGAGGCGGGAGAGCUGUGUCUGCUCCCGUGAAGUAGUAAUGUAUGUGGUAGUCGUGCCGUCGGCCGCAGUGUGGAAGGUGGCUGCAUCUGACGGCUGCUGUACAGCACGGGCUAAUUUCUCACUCUGCAUGUGCUGACUGUUAGCCUACGUGGAGCUGUGUCCUCUCUGUCCAGCUCACUGUUUCAUGCCAGUAAGACAUUUUGGUUUUCUCAUUCAUCUUUGUGGUGAACUAUGCUUUGGUUUUAACACAUUCCAUUAAAAUACCUGUAACAUGUA